ACAAUGCACAAUAGCCUAAGGAAGCCAUGCAUGCCAUUCUCAGUCAUCACGUUCUGUUCAUGACACCAGAUGUUUCUUGUCGUCAGGACGGUUCUCGUAAUUCUUCUGUGAACUGCUCCUGCCAAAGGAGAAAUGAGCUCACUCUGGCCUUACACAGCAGAGCUCAACAGAGGGAUUCCUUCUAUCACCUUGGGAAGAAUAUUCCAUUGUGGCAUCAUGGUUACCAUGGUGUUGCCAAGCAAACGUCUGGACAUGGGGACUUAGGAGGAGCCAGGAUGAAAAGCUUGCCUGUUCCCUAAACUUGGCAGGGCUAUUCUGGAAGCCUGGCUCUCCCCCUGUCUGGCUGAGAAGACAUUCCUCUCACUAGAUCAUAAAGUCCUGUCCCGUUGUGGCCGUGGUCCGUCUACCCCUCAGCACCUGCCCUGUGUCUACACGAAUUUGUCAGACUGGACAGAAGAAGCCCACAGCCAGGCCCCUCGACUUGCAGGUCCAAGCGAAGCUACCAGACCAGCUCUUCCAAACCGUACGCCAGAUGGGACCUGCACUCCAGCCACUGCGAGCAGCUUUGCUUUCAGCACAAAUGCCAGGACUCGAGAAAAGUGUUCACAACGUCAUGAAAGAGACACCGUGGAUUCAUCCCUGUCACCUCACUGAGACGGACAGAAGGACAGGAAAUUGUCAACUCAGAAAACCCAACUGGCAGUUGGGGGAUGGGGAAGAAAUGAGGAAACUGAGGCUCAGGAAGCUUAAGACCAAGACCCUGACCCAGGUCUCUGUUACUUCGAGUCCUGGGCUCUUAUCCGCUCAGGGACGUGAGAAUCAUCUGUGGACAUGUGUGUCCUCUGCAUGGAAACGUGAGAUUCCCGAGGGAGAGACUGUGUCUCAUUUGCCCUUAUGUUCUAGGGUCAAGCACAGGGCCUGGUGCUCAAGCACAAGGCGGGGAGGGAGAGGAGGGGCAAGGAGGGCGAGGGUCUGGGGGGGUCGUCAGGGAGGGCUGGGCUCUGGCGUCUCUGAGCAUGCAUUUUUUCGUUCAUCCGCCAAAUGCUUCUUGAGCACCUGCUCUGUGCUGGACGCAGCUCUAGAUGCACCGACCAAGCCAAGUCCCUGCCUGCUGAGCACACCUUCUGGCAGUGAAGACAAAAAAGAAAACCACGAGGGGCGAGAUACAGUGUCCACCACAAGUGCCAGGAAGAACGCACGUGGCCGUUGCGGGAUGCGGGGUGCGCCUUCCCUCUGGAUGGGCGUCAGGACAGGAGGCUGCUGUGCGGAGCGGAGGCUGUGGGCUGCCGGCUGGCAGCGGGGUCCCAGUUAGGAGCUGCUGCGGCAACCCUAGGGAGAUGGCAGGGCUCAGAGCAAGGAGGGAGGGGGUUUAGUGAGAAGUGGUGGGAUUUGAGAUAUGUUUUGAAAGUAACACAGCAAAAGGGACCUAAAAACGAACUUGGCCUGGUUCUUCACCAUCACACACUCCUAGGGGAAAAAAAGAUUUCUUUUUCAUUUAAUAAUGUCUUUGAUGAAGCCAUUACAAUUAUCAAUUAUAUUAAAUCUUGGCCUUUGAGUACAUGCUUUUUAAAAUAUUCUGCCUGAUGAAAUAGGAAGUCAGCAUGCAACAUUUCUCCUGCAAACCUGAGGACCAUGGUUAUCGCAAGGAAAAGCACUUCAUGGUUGAGUUACCAGCCAAACUAGCCCCUGUGUGUAUUAUGGAGCAUCAUUUUUACUUGGAAGAAUAACUUGCUGACUGUGGUAAUUCAGACUUGAGUGUUUGGCAGACAUUUUCUUGAAAAUAAAAGAAGGGAGCCUGUCCCUUCAAGGAAAACUGCUGAAAUAUUUGUUGGCAAUCAUAAAAUUUGAGCUUUCGAGUGGAAAAUUAGCAAUUGGAAAACUUGUAUCGAGCACUGUGAGCUUGACAGCUUCCCAACACUUGAAUACUUUUCUGAUGACAUUGGUGGUGAUAUUAACGAACAUGAUUUUUAAAUCUUAUAUAACGAAAACACUUGGAAACUCUGCUAAAAGCAAAAAAAGAAUAUUUUCCAAAUGACCAAAACAUGGUGUUACAAAAUCAUGGAUGGGUGAAAGAUCCAUGCAAAGAGCAAUCCAUUUAUGUUUAAAUGUAUUGAAAUAUAACAAAGUACAGAAAAUUCAUCGUUACAGUUUCAGAUUCCACACUGCAACUAACCUUUAAGGGAAAACUAUCAAUUGUUAAGUUUUGGUAUAGUAUCAAAGAAGGAUGCCUACAAUUAUCUAAAAAGGCCAUUACAAUAUCCUACUUUUUCCAACUGCUUAUCUGUGGGAGGUCAAAUUUUCUUCAUCUACUUCAACAAAAAUAACAUUGCAACAGCUUGAACACAAGCAGAUAUGAGAAUUCAGCUGUCUCCUAUUAAGCCAGAUAUUUAAAGAGAUUUACAAAAAUGUACAAUAAAGCCACUCUUCUCCCAAAUGUGU
Equus caballus (horse) is the source of this 2439-nucleotide messenger RNA. The record is from RefSeq and is a predicted model, not a curated record. NCBI's taxonomy places the organism in Eukaryota, Metazoa, Chordata, Mammalia, Perissodactyla, Equidae.